AUGAAUGACUUGUUUAAACCUCUACCUGAACCACCUACCGAGUUGGGACGUCUCAGGGUUCUUUCUAAAACUGCCGGCAUAAGAGUUUCACCGCUAAUUCUGGGAGGAGCUUCAAUCGGCGACGCAUGGUCAGGCUUUAUGGGCUCUAUGAAUAAGGAACAGGCUUUUGAACUUCUUGAUGCUUUUUAUGAAGCAGGAGGUAAUUGCAUUGAUACUGCAAACAGUUACCAAAAUGAAGAGUCAGAGAUUUGGAUAGGUGAAUGGAUGAAAUCAAGAAAGUUGCGUGACCAAAUUGUAAUUGCCACCAAGUUUACCGGAGAUUAUAAGAAGUAUGAAGUAGGUGGCGGUAAAAGUGCCAACUAUUGUGGUAAUCACAAGCGUAGUUUACAUGUGAGUGUGAGGGAUUCUCUCCGCAAAUUGCAAACUGAUUGGAUUGAUAUACUUUACGUUCACUGGUGGGAUUAUAUGAGUUCAAUCGAAGAAGUUAUGGAUAGUUUGCAUAUUUUAGUUCAGCAAGGCAAGGUUCUAUAUUUAGGAGUAUCUGAUACACCUGCUUGGGUUGUUUCUGCGGCAAAUUACUACGCUACAUCUCAUGGUAAAACUCCUUUUAGCGUCUAUCAAGGUAAAUGGAAUGUAUUGAACAGGGACUUUGAGCGUGAUAUCAUUCCAAUGGCUAGGCAUUUUGGUAUGGCUCUAGCCCCAUGGGAUGUCAUGGGAGGUGGAAGAUUUCAGAGUAAAAAAGCAAUGGAAGAACGGAAGAAGAAUGGAGAGGGUCUGCGUACUUUUGUGGGUGGCCCCGAACAGACAGAAUUGGAGGUUAAAAUCAGUGAAGCAUUGAAUAAAAUUGCUGAGGAACAUGGAACUGAGUCUGUUACUGCUAUCGCUAUUGCCUAUGUUCGCUCUAAAGCGAAAAAUGUUUUCCCAUUGGUUGGAGGAAGGAAAAUUGAACAUCUCAAGCAGAACAUUGAGGCUUUGAGUAUUAAAUUAACACCGGAACAAAUAGAAUACCUGGAAAGUAUUGUUCCUUUUGAUGUUGGCUUUCCCAAAAGUUUAAUAGGAGAUGACCCAGCGGUAACCAAGAAGCUUUCACCCCUCACAUCGAUGUCUGCCAGGAUAGCUUUUGACAAUUAG
This is a messenger RNA of Saccharomyces paradoxus, 1131 nucleotides long. It is a transcript of the gene AAD14, whose product is annotated as putative aryl-alcohol dehydrogenase. Lineage: Eukaryota; Fungi; Ascomycota; Saccharomycetes; Saccharomycetales; Saccharomycetaceae. The transcript has a single exon. The record is from RefSeq and is a predicted model, not a curated record. Bases 1 to 1131 code for a protein of 376 amino acids.